AUGAUUGGCAGUAUCUUUUUCAUCUUCAACCGGAUGGUGGAGAUCACCUUCCUCAUUCCGAUCAUUGGUAUCAUGGCCUACUUCGUCAAUGGCUAUCUCAAAGCCAACAUGCUCACCCCGCCCUACAUCCUCGUCCUCUUCAUCGUCAGCGUGAUCGCCGUCUUCUGGUGCAUUGACACCCUGAUCCGGUUCUCCGCGACCAAGCGCUCAUCGUUUUUUGUCUCCUUCCUUGACAUGUGUUUCUUCGGCGCAUUCAUCGCGGGCGUCUACCAGCUGCGCUUCAUCGCAAACGCCGAUUGCUCGCACUGGGAUGGCGGUUCGGUCUGGGUCUCCCUUGGUCCCUUUGGCGAGUACGGUAGACAAGUGAACAACCCGCUGGCGUUCCAAGUCAACAAGACCUGCGCCAUGCUGAAGACUACAUUUGCGCUUGGAAUUAUGGAGGUGGUCUUCUUCAUUUGGACUGCGUUCCUUGCGCUGUUCAUUCACAGCAAGAAUCGUGAGGUUAUUGUUAAGGAGACUACUGUUCGUCGACGCAGCCAUAGCAGCCGUCGUGGCCACUCUUCUUCACACCGACACCGUAGCUCUAGCCGGAGACCUAGCUACGUGGUUUAA
Penicillium subrubescens is the source of this 612-nucleotide messenger RNA. RefSeq lists its product as uncharacterized. Bases 1 to 612 code for a protein of 203 amino acids. The transcript is spliced from 2 exons. The record is from RefSeq and is a predicted model, not a curated record. Lineage: Eukaryota; Fungi; Ascomycota; Eurotiomycetes; Eurotiales; Aspergillaceae.